Molecule: messenger RNA, 357 nt
Organism: Anoplopoma fimbria (sablefish)
Lineage: Eukaryota; Metazoa; Chordata; Actinopteri; Perciformes; Anoplopomatidae
Product: proline-rich protein 15-like protein
Exons: 1
Coding region: 1-357 (118 amino acids)
Source: RefSeq, a predicted model, not a curated record
AUGACAGACAGGGUCCCGUGGUGGAAGGCUUUCCUGCCAAAAAAGAAGAGCGGAGGCUCCAAUGUGGACUUUGACCCCUUUGCACAUGCUGAUAAGCAAAAAGACCCGGCGACCUCCAAGACCGGCGGCGACCAGCCCUCGUCUCAACAAGAGUCCAACAAGACCUCCAGCAUCCUCAGCGACGACACCUACGACGACUCCCGCCUGGAGUCCGUCUUCAACGAGCAGACGUGUCGCAGGAACAUGAAGGUGUCCCGCUCAGGUCGAUUCAAGGAGAAGCGGAGAGUGCGCUCGAGCCUUCCUUUGCAGGACAAAGAGACAGAGAAUGGGGCAUCGGGCAGGGAGGACAUGCGGUGA